AUGGCGCGCGUCAAACACCCGCCAUCCCGCGGAGCUGCGGGGGCCGCGCAUCGCCAGCAGCAGCAGCGGCAGCAGCAGCAGCAGCAGCAGCAGCAAGAGUCGCAGCACACAGAAGCAUCUAUGCAUCUAGCUGCUGGCAGCAGACCACGGGGGGCCCCCGGGGGCCCCCCAGGCCGCCGCCAGAGAGCUCACCCUGGGGUCAAAGCCUUGAAGGAGAUACGCAAGUAUCGAAACACUACGGAGUUGCUGAUCCCUCGCUCUCCCUUCUUUCGUCUUGUCCGUGAAGUGGCACAAAAAUUCACUCCGCCGUAUGCGGGGAUGUACAGGUGA
Eimeria mitis is the source of this 330-nucleotide messenger RNA. RefSeq names its product histone H3 variant, putative. NCBI's taxonomy places the organism in Eukaryota, Apicomplexa, Conoidasida, Eucoccidiorida, Eimeriidae. Gene Ontology annotation, cellular component: nucleosome. The record is from RefSeq and is a predicted model, not a curated record. The transcript has 2 exons. Bases 1 to 330 code for a protein of 109 amino acids. Gene Ontology annotation, molecular function: DNA binding; structural constituent of chromatin; protein heterodimerization activity.